UGCACAGCCGGGGCCGCCCCCGCCGCGCCCCGCCGGCAGCCCGCAGCUCCCCGCCGGCCAUGGGCUCCCGCCUGUCCCUGGACGACUCCGUGCGGGUCGUGGUGGUCGGGGGAGGUUUCGGAGGGACGGCGGCCGCCAGCCUGCUGAAGUCCUGGGCCGUCCCCUUCGUGCUGGUGGACGUGAGAGAUGCUUUCCAUCACAACGUGGCCGCCCUCCGGGCCGCCGUGGAGAGCGGAUUUGCCAAGAAGACUUUCAUCUCCUACUCGGUCACCUUUGGGGACAGCUUCCGACAAGGCAAGGUCGUGGGCAUAGACCCUGGGAGGCAACAAGUGGUGCUCAGUGACGGUGAGGAGCUUCACUACUCCCAUCUCAUUCUUGCAACAGGCAGUGAUGGGCCAUUCCCUGGGAAGUUCAACCAAGUCAUUGACAUGGAAAGUGCCAUCCAGACCUAUGAAGACAUGGUUAAAGAGAUUGAGAAAUCUCAGCGCAUCCUGGUAGUGGGAGGUGGUGCUGCUGGAGUGGAGAUGGCUGCCGAGAUCAAAACCGAGUACCCGCACAAAGAGGUCAUCCUCAUUCACUCCAAAACUGCACUGGCUGACGUGGAGCUGCUAGCCAGUGUCCGUCAGGAGGUGAAAGAGAUUCUCCUCAGGAAAGGAGUCCAGCUUCUGCUAAGUGAAAAGGUCAGCGACGUGGAAAACCUCAGGCCAAACCAGUUCCAGAAAGAUAUGGUAGUAAGGACAGAGAAGGGCACCGAGGUGGUUGUUGACAUGGUGGUGCUGUGCACGGGCAUAAAGAUUAACUCUUCUGCAUAUGCUGCUGCAUUUGGUGACAAAAUGGCAAGUAAUGGUGCUUUGAAAGUCAACAAGCACCUCCAGCUGGAAGGCUACGAGAACAUCUAUGCCAUUGGGGACUGUGCAGAUGUCAAAGAGCCCAAGAUGGCCUACCAUGCUGGGCUCCAUGCCAACAUCGUGGUGACAAACAUCAUCAACAGCCUGACACAGAAGCCUCUCAAAACCUACAAGCCAGGGUCACUAACUUUCCUGCUUUCCAUGGGCAGGAAUGAUGGUGUAGGCCAGGUGAAUGGUUACUAUGUGGGACGUCUCCUGGUGACCAUUGCCAAGAGCAGGGAUCUGUUUGUCUCCAAGAGCUGGAAGACGAUGGGACAGACGAUGCCCUCUUAAGAGGGCACCAGUAACAAUCCAGCAAGGAGUACAGCAACUGGAAGAGGGUGCACUUGUUUUGCUUGGACUGACUGAUAAUGUCCCAUGAUAGAAAACAGGGAAGAAUGUUUCUUUUACUCUCUCUGCUAAGAGAGCUCUGAGCACAAGCUUGGCUUACCUUGAUUUGUAACAAUAAACACAGUGGUUUUCAGAAUCUCUGUGGUUUGUUUGUUAUGUGUUGGUUUUUGGUUUUUUUUUUCUCUGGCUUUCUCUAUUCUUGCUCUUCUAAGAAGGGCUUGCUUCUUCCAGAUCUGUCACCUGCUCUGCAGCUUGCAGGGAGAAUGGCUCACAGUGCUGCCAGGGUAAUGCCUGUCUAAAACCUGGAAGGGGAUAUGGUAACCCUGGAAUUUAACAGAAUAUAAUGCAGCUUUGUGUCAAAAUCUCCUCAGCAGCUUUAAUUACAUCACUUAUAGCACCAAACUUCAGCCAGAAAAGCUGUU
Molecule: messenger RNA, 1660 nt
Organism: Prinia subflava (tawny-flanked prinia)
Lineage: Eukaryota; Metazoa; Chordata; Aves; Passeriformes; Cisticolidae
Gene: AIFM2
Product: apoptosis inducing factor mitochondria associated 2
Exons: 8
Coding region: 60-1181 (373 amino acids)
Biological process (GO): apoptotic mitochondrial changes; positive regulation of apoptotic process
Cellular component (GO): cytoplasm; mitochondrion
Molecular function (GO): flavin adenine dinucleotide binding; electron-transferring-flavoprotein dehydrogenase activity
Source: RefSeq, a predicted model, not a curated record